Colletotrichum scovillei is the source of this 1257-nucleotide messenger RNA. Its product is annotated as O-acetylhomoserine. The transcript is spliced from 3 exons. The record is from RefSeq and is a predicted model, not a curated record. Gene Ontology annotation, biological process: transsulfuration. Gene Ontology annotation, molecular function: transferase activity, transferring alkyl or aryl (other than methyl) groups; pyridoxal phosphate binding. Bases 1 to 1257 code for a protein of 418 amino acids. Lineage: Eukaryota; Fungi; Ascomycota; Sordariomycetes; Glomerellales; Glomerellaceae.
AUGUCUUCGUCGCCGGCUUUCAAGACGGCUUCUAGAUUCGAAACUCUGCAAAUACACGCGGGCCAAAAGACUGAUCCGGUCAGUAAGUCGAGAGCCGUACCCAUCUACCAAACAGCAUGUUACGGUCUAGAAGAAGACGGAAACAUCGGCACCCGAACAAUGAACCCAACCACUGAUGUGCUGGAAAAGCGGAUGGCAGCGCUUGAGGGCGGGCUCGCAGCUGUUGCGGUUGCUUCCGGGCAGUCAGCUGUCUUUAUGACCAUGCUUUGUCUUGCUGGGCGAGGCGAAAGCAUCAUAUCAACAGCCAACAUGUAUCAUGGGGCAUAUAAUCAAUUCAGUUUCCUGUUGCCAGACCUUGGUAUUUCUGUCGCAAUCGUGCCAGAGACCCUACAGUCUAUCGAGGCGGCAAUAGAUGAGACCACGAGGGCUAUCUACAUCGAGAGCAUGGGCCAUCCACGUAUGAACGUGCCCGAUAUCGAGGCAAUUGCUCAGAUUGCACACCGACAUGGUGUCCCCCUGGUCGUAGACAAUACUGCUGGUGCUGGAGGCUACUGGUGCCAGCCAAUCUUACACGGUGCAGAUAUCGUGACCCAUAGUGCCAGUAAAUGGAUUUGCAGUCAUGGAACCUCCGUCGGCGGUGUCGUUAUCGACUCAGGAAGAUUCGACUGGCGUAGCCCGAGGUUUGCCAGGCUCAACCAGCCCAACCCAGGCUUCCACAAUACCAACCUUCACGAGUCUUUUGGCCAGCUCGCCUUCGUGAGUCGCUUCAGGCACCAAAUUCUCCGCGACUCUGGGGCUUGUCUGUCGCCUUACAAUAGCAGAGACCUCCUCAUCGGGCUUGAGACGCUGAGCUUGCGAUGCGAGAGACACACGCGAAACGCCACAGAACUUGCCGUUUGGCUGCGUGACCAUCCGAAGAUUUCGUGGGUUGACUACCCUGGAUUGAAAGACCACUCGGAACAUGCUGCCGCUACCAAAUAUUUCCCGAGGGGUGCCGGAGCGGUCAUCUUGUUUGGUUUCAAGGGUGGCGCCGUGGCUGGAGAAUCACUUGUGGAUGGCUUUAAACUCAUCACGCACAUGGCCUCUGCGGCAACGCAUCCUUGGUCAUCUACACACAAGCCAAUGUAUCCGAAGGAGAAGAUUGACCUGGGGGUUACUGAAGACAUGAUCCGCAUCUCAGUGGGUUUAGAGCAUAUUGAAGAUCUGAAAGAAGACAUACAGCAAAGCAUCAAUACCUAUGAGCAAACCAUUGAUUGA